AUGCCCCGCAGUAACCUCCACUAUGAUUCAGUGGAGAUGAAACCCUUCGACUCCAUCGACAGCAAUAACCCGGCAACACAGCGCUCUCGUGCCGCGCGCCGCACCAAAGAGCAAAUCGCACAGGCUGCGCGCCCUAUUGCCCCAAAAGUCGAGUCCAUCGAAAGCAGCAUGUCCCAGCUCGACAACCACACGAUGCUCCGCAUCUCCUCAGCAGACGGCACAACAAAGGAAGUCGCCGCCAUCCCAAAGGCUUCAGUGCGGCGACCCCCGCGACCAAAGACAUACUGUCGCAUCUGCACGGACCAUCCAGACGGCUUCCACGGCGAGCACGAGCUCCGCCGCCAUAUCGAGCGCGUGCACGCUUCCGUCCGCACAGUCUGGGUCUGCAACGAUAUCUCGCCUGGCAAGUACUUCCUUGCGAACUGCAAGGCUUGUCGCAAUGGGAAGCGCUACGGCGCCAAUUAUAAUGCUGCUGCGCAUCUGCGCCGUACGCAUUUCAAUCCCUGUGAGCGGGGCCGUGGCGGGCGUGGGAAAGAUAGUGAAAAGCGCGGUGGGAAGGGGGGAGGUAAUCAGCCUGGCAUGGAUGUCUUGAAACAUUGGAUGAUUGCCGCUGAGGAAGUCACCGAUGAGGCGGCUGGCGGUGGCUCCAACUCGAGGCUUCUGAUUCGGAAUCCUAGUCGUGUUUCGACUAGGGACCCUGGAUAUCAGCUUGCUGUUGCUGCCUGUCGCUUGGUUGACGGUCAGCCUUCCUAUGUUGUGCAGUCAGCUCUGCUGAAGGAGUCUGACCAAUUCCCCGAUUUUCCUGAUGCGCCGUUUGAGUUCGAUUUUGAGCUGGACCUUGAUCUCGACCUCGACAUUGAGGAGUCGAUGGGUUCCCCAUUCUCCGGUUCACAGUCAUCAUGCAUGCCUGAUAUUGACUCGUAUGUCAAGUGA
This is a messenger RNA of Penicillium samsonianum, 933 nucleotides long. RefSeq lists its product as uncharacterized. Bases 1 to 933 code for a protein of 310 amino acids. The transcript has a single exon. The record is from RefSeq and is a predicted model, not a curated record. Lineage: Eukaryota; Fungi; Ascomycota; Eurotiomycetes; Eurotiales; Aspergillaceae.